Molecule: messenger RNA, 2011 nt
Organism: Aureobasidium pullulans EXF-150
Lineage: Eukaryota; Fungi; Ascomycota; Dothideomycetes; Dothideales; Saccotheciaceae
Exons: 1
Coding region: 365-1726 (453 amino acids)
Source: RefSeq, a predicted model, not a curated record
AGUUCAAAGCCACCACCUGAUACACCACCUCACAGCCAACACGCAAAAAAGACGUGGAUGAUGAUAAGAUAUCCUGCUUUUGAUGGUAGUGAAAUGAUGCGGUGUAGGUGUGGGUGAUGCGUUCAACAGCGUAAUGCCCUAUCAUGGGUGUGAAAGUCCGUUGCUUGUUGAGUAUAUAAUAUCUCUGGGUGUCCAGGAAAGGAAGGAACUUAUAACAACAGAUCCAACGACUUCUGGAAGAAAACCCAAAGACAAUCAAUCAAAGCCACUCAGCACCUUGAAGUCGACAAUUCAAGCCAUUCACUCGAUAUAAAAAGACAGAAAUCCCACCUUUGUACUCAUCACUCAUUACACAUCAUCUAAGAUGUGUGGAUCAAAAGUCAACAGCUACACAGGGUGCGGCCAUACCUUCAAGGAGCUAUGGAAGUGCAGACCCGUCCGCGACUUUGGACAGCCUAUUUGCCGACACUGGGACGCCCUCAAUCGAGAGCACCCUCAAGCUCUACCUCAGAACUGCCCGGACUGCGAACGUCGCCCAUUCGAUGCAUCAAGAUGGAGAGAAAUCGGUAUCCAGCCUCAAGAUCCAGUGUUUACCAGAAUUGGUAGUGUGGCAGACAGAUAUGUUCCUACGCCUCCACCACCUCCUCCUGCCUCAAGACGUCCUUCGGGGUACAUCUAUGGUGAAGAUCAGACAAGAACAGGUGCUGGAGCAGACCCAACUCCUAGCGAGAUCGAUCGUCGUGUUUUGAACUGGGGCAGAGAUGUACCUCAUCCAACUGGUUAUGACACUCGUUACACUCCUGCCAGCCCCGAACGCGGUGUAUAUAGGCGAACCAGCAGUCAGGACAACCUUCACUCCAGCUCCAGGGCUGGGGGUUCUGCAUCUCACCAUCACCACCAUCACCAUCGCCAUCACCGCCGCCACCACAGUUCCGGAGCUGGGAACUCCACACACCACCAGCCGAGUUCCACCUCGAGAGUCGGCAGUUCUGCUCCAUACCAUCAGCCAAGUUAUAGCUCGAGAAUCGGUAGUUCUGCUCCACACCAUCAUGGCUCCGUAUUCGAGCACACAUCUCAUCAGUCCACCAACGGAACACAACUAUAUAGCGCACCUCACCAGCCGAGUACCAGAGCUGGGAGUCACACAGCACGCCAAUCCAGCGUCGGAGCUCAGCAAGCACUUGCACCACGCCGUCGUCUUGAUGUUGGCCCGGUUCAUCCCGGUUACGAGGAUGCAGAUGACUACAAUCGUCGUCUUUCAGAGUAUCACUACAACGGCCAACCGGCCAGAACUCUGCCCAUGCGUCCUCUACCUGCUGUUCGUGCAGCCCCUCCUGCUCGUUCGGCGCAUCCUUCAGUCAGUUCUGUGGCUGGCAGUUCCAGAGCACAGAGGUAUGUUCUUGGAAGCACCAGAAUCGUCGAGGUGACGAGAACCACACUUACAAGAACCAGUAUAUACAGACCAGCACCUCAGUUUCAGCAGCAGCCUGCACCCCCAUCCGUUCAGCAGCCGGUUCAGCAGCCUGACUUCAGCAAUACUGGCACAAGCACUGGCACUGGCACUGGCACCGGCACCGGCACAGGUACACUGACAAACGGAGGUUCAGUUAGUGGAUAUUCACCCACAGCAACCCGCAGAGGAGCAGGCUCUCACGGAGGAAGUGGCGGCAUGUCAUACUUCAGAGGCCCAGCACCUGGUCCCGGAACCAACAGACGCAUCUAUUAAAGGCUACUGGGAGAACAAAACAAUGACACGGCAUAACGCAGUGGUAUGAUGAAAAGGAAAGGCUGAAGUCGUUGAGAGUACCCUCCAAAUGUGGAGUGGGACCAAGGUUUCUUGUCAUGAGCUUAUUUGAGAGAAAGAUCUCAUGUACUGUGUUUGGCUUUUUGGUGGGAAAUGUCCUUGUUGAUGAAUAAAUGGUUACUUUUGAUAUAUGGAUGAAGAAUACAAUGAAUGAUUGCUUACAGUUGAAGAGGUUACGAUCGUGAAUGUAAUGGGGGUAAUGUGUGA